Aspergillus aculeatus ATCC 16872 is the source of this 1089-nucleotide messenger RNA. RefSeq names its product isopenicillin N synthase family dioxygenase. The record is from RefSeq and is a predicted model, not a curated record. Bases 1 to 1089 code for a protein of 362 amino acids. Lineage: Eukaryota; Fungi; Ascomycota; Eurotiomycetes; Eurotiales; Aspergillaceae. Gene Ontology annotation, molecular function: dioxygenase activity. The transcript has 2 exons.
AUGGAAGGCAAUCUGCCGCAACAGCAGUGCCACCCUGUAACCACGGCCAUCGAGAAAGAUGACCUCGUGAUUCCAAUCAUCGACUUCGGGCCCUUCCUGCACGGGACCCCCGCCGACAAACAUGAAGUCGCCAUGUCCGUCGUGCACGCCUUCAAGACCUCCGGGUUCCUCUAUCUCAGCAAUCACGGCGUCCCACCAUCCGUGGUUAGCCAUGUCUUUGGCACCUCCGCCCGGUUCUUCGCGCGGCCCCAGGAUCAGAAAGACAGCCUGUGCUGGACGACCCCACAAGCGAACCGUGGGUACGUGAAGACGGGCCAAGAGAAGCUCAGCACCGUGGAAGAUGUCGACGAUGACGUCGCCGCCGCUGCGGCCGAGUCGCGCAGCAUCCCCGACCUCAAAGAGACGAUGGAGAUCGGCCGGGAAGGCGUGGAGGGGCUCCCGAAUCGCUGGCCCGAGCAUCUCGACGCCGCGGGGAAGGAGUUCAAGGCGGUGAUGCUGUCGUUCUUCGAGAUGUGCAAGGCGCUGCACACCGAGGUCAUGCGGGCCAUCGCGCUGGGCAUGCACCUGCCGGAGCACUACUUCGACCCGUACGUCGACGCCGGCGACAACAACCUCCGCCUGCUGCACUACCCGGCCGUCGACAAGCGCGUCUUCCGCCACAACCCCCUGCAAGUCCGCGCCGGCGAGCACAGCGACUACGGGUCCAUCACCCUGCUCUUCCAGGACGGCCGCGGCGGCCUCCAGGUCCGCAGCCCCCGCGGCACCUUCGUCGACGCCACCCCCAUCGCCGAUACCGUGGUCGUCAACGCGGGUGACUUGCUCGCGCGGUGGUCGAAUGACACGAUCAAGAGCACGAGGCAUCGCGUCGUCGAGCCUCCCAAGGUCGUCGACGAGGACGAGAAGGAUGCCGACGAGGACGGCUCCGGGGUGUAUCCGGAUCGUUACAGCAUUGCGUACUUCUGUAAUCCCAAUAAUGACCAGAUGAUCGAAGCCAUCCCCGGAACCUACGGGGAGGAUAUCCGCCCGCUCAAGUACCCUGGAAUCACCGCUGGAGACUACCUCGUGCAGCGACUGACCGCAACCUACUAA